CUUUCUUUUAUGCCGCUGCUUCUCUCUUCAUUCGCCGGCCGUUCUUUUCAAUCAGGCAUUUUCCGACGAAGGACAGAUACUUCCCGUGAUGAGUUGGUUUUGGAAUUUGUCGAAGUUCAAGGAAGUCAGAAAUGGCGACGCCUCCAAUUUUAUCCUUGGUUCUUCCUUCGGAGACUGGUAGAGUUCUCAGCAUUCAAUCUCACACAGUUCAGGGAUAUGUUGGAAAUAAGUCAGCAGUCUUUCCUCUCCAACUAUUAGGCUAUGAUGUGGAUCCAAUCAAUUCAGUACAAUUUUCAAAUCAUACAGGAUACCCAACAUUUAAGGGUCAAGUUUUGAAUGGACAACAAUUAUGGGAUUUAAUAGAAGGCCUUGAAGCAAAUGAUUUAUUAUACUACACUCAUUUAUUAACAGGUUAUAUUGGUUCUGUUUCUUUUUUGAACACAAUAUUGGAGGUUGUAGAUAAGCUUCGCUCUGUAAAUCCAAAUCUUACUUACGUUUGUGAUCCAGUAAUGGGUGAUGAAGGAAAGCUCUAUGUCCCUGAAGAUCUCGUAUCAGUAUAUUGCAAAAAGGUUGUCCCAGUGGCUUCAAUGUUGACUCCUAACCAGUUUGAAGCAGAACUCUUGACUAAAUUGAGGAUUGGUUCUGAAACAGAUGGUCGGGAAGCUUGUAACAUUCUUCAUGCUGCUGGGCCUUCAAAGGUUGUUAUUACUAGCAUCAAUAUUGAAGGCAAUCUUCUUCUCAUUGGCAGUCAUCAGAAAGAUAAGGAACAUGCACCUGAGCAAUUCAAGAUUCUGAUACCGAGAAUUCCUGCAUAUUUUACAGGAACAGGAGAUCUAAUGACUGCACUUCUACUUGGGUGGAGUAAUAAAUAUCCUGACAAUCUUGACAAGGCAGCAGAGAUUGCAGUAUCAAGUUUGCAGGCACUUCUGCAGAGGACGGUGAAUGACUAUACAAGUGCUGCAUUUGAUCCUCAAUCGAGCAGUUUGGAGAUACGCCUGAUUCAAAGCCAGGAUGACAUCCGCAACCCAAAACUGACAUUCAAAGCUCACAAAUACAGCUGAAUGCCAUACUUGAGAGUGAUAUGUAUUGAAUUAUAAUAAUCGUCCUGGCGUUUUCCCAUAAAGUUGGAUUGCUAUUCAAAAUUGAUAGCAUUGUGCCAGAAUAAAGAAAGAGAAAUACAAAAUGGAUUGAUGAAGACUCUUGGAACUGCAAGUACGGUAGAAUGUAGUGCCUUCAAACGUUAUGGAUAAAAAUAUUCUUAAGAAGCUGAACUCAUGAAUCUUAACUAAUAUUUUUGGACUCACCCAUUUUGAUGUGAGUCAUUUUUCCUUUUAAGUGUGUCGUGAACUCUUGUUUCUAUGACUAGGCCCUGCAUUACUUCGUCUCAUUCCAGUUUUAUCCCGUGAUAUAUGUCCAAAUAACUGAAAAAGUUCAUCAAAGGCCCUAUC
This is a messenger RNA of Durio zibethinus, 1448 nucleotides long. NCBI's taxonomy places the organism in Eukaryota, Viridiplantae, Streptophyta, Magnoliopsida, Malvales, Malvaceae. The record is from RefSeq and is a predicted model, not a curated record.